ACCAUUGCUUUAAAAACCACACAAGAAGAAGCCAGACGGCCAUUAUUGUGUGGCGACGAAGGGGAAGCUGUUACGGGUGGUCAGAAGAACUUACUGGAGGACAUCAAAAAGCACUGCAGAUUUUUUUUGUUGUUGUUGGAAACCUUAAUGUUGAAGGACCUUGGAAACAACUUUUGAACACACGCGCAAAAAAAAGGAAAUUGAACAGUACCCCAAAAAAUUUACGCCAAAGAAAAGAAUCGCUAAGGUUGGGAUCUAGCCGAGUAGUGCCAUGUCUCACAGAAGAAGCCGCAGUGGAUCGCCGUCUGGCCCUGUUCGCUCAUGCACCAACAGCCAAAAUCCCCGCGAUAUGGAGAGGAGGAUUUUUGUGGGGAAUUUACCGACAUCACUGAUGGACAGGAAGGACAUGGAGGAACUGUUCAGUCCCUACGGGAAGAUUCAUGCCUUGUCCAUGUUCCAAGGGUACGGAUUUGUGCAGUUUGAACGUGUUGAGGAUGCAGAGGCUGCAAAGGCGGGACAAAAUGGUCGCCCUUAUAAAGGUUAUAAAAUAGCUAUAAAUAUGGCAGCGGAGCGACAACGACAGAAUAAAGCUCAAUCCCGGCCGAGCCCUCCAAGAAGGGAUCCAUAUGGAGGUUAUGGAGAAGGCAGGGAGCCCCGUCCUCGCUCUCGCUCGCCUAUGCACGGGCGCGACUCUCGUGCGCACCGGGGUAGCCGAGAGCACUCACGAGAGCCUGGCCGUGAGCCUCGGCACCCUCGUGACCAUCACGAACCGCGAGACCCCAACUUUGACCGCUACCGCACAUCCGAGGGCAGGGAAAAGGAUCUCAGGGGUGAACCUCGUGGAGACCCUCGCGGUGAACCUCGCGGAGACCCUAGAGACCCCACAUUCAGAGAGGAGGGUUAUGAUCGAUAUUACCGUGGUGGCGCAGAUGAGCACCACCGCAAGAAGGAGGACCCGUACAGGGAUCCAUGGAAUGGCCGACGAGAACCUGAAGGUAAAGAUGACCGUGUGCGGGUAGAGGAGCGGCGGCGUAACGAGCUCUACCGUCAGUACUAUGAGGAGGUCCAGAGACAGUAUGACCGGGAGCGUCCAGUUGACUGCUCGGUCAUUGUUGUCAACAAGGCACAAAAUAGGGAGUAUGCGGAGACAGUGGGGCGGAAGGUGCGUGACCUGGGUAUGGUGGUGGACCUCAUCUUCCUCAACACGGAGGUGUCCCUGACCCAGGCGCUGGAGGACGUGGGCCGGGCGCGCACCCCUUUCGCCAUAAUCAUCACUCAGCAGCACCAGGUGCACCGCUCCUGCACAGUCAACAUCCUCUUCGGCACACCCCAAGAGCAUCGCAACAUGCCCAUGGAGGAUGCCAUGGUCCUGGUGGGCCACAACUAUGACUCCUUCAAGGUGGAACAUCGUGAGAAGGAGCGUGAGGAGAUCGCUCAGAAGGCUGCCAAGAUGGCUGACGACGUGCUGAUGAGGGAGCAUGAGAGGGAGGGCCACCCGGUCACCCUGCUCCCUGCCAUCACUCUGCUGUCUGAGGGCAGGUUCCUGACUCCAGAGGAGCUGGAUAGUCUUAUAGAGUAUUUGAGGGUCAAGAGGGAACGCAUCGUAAGAGCCGACCCACUUGCAGCAGCGCAUCCCCCGGCGACCGCAGCCACCCACGAGCCUACUCUCCAGGCCCAGACGAUGCCCCCUGCAGUCCAUCCCGGUCACGCACCACCCUCACACAGUGCCCACUCCACCCACAUGAGCAUGCCGCCGGCCCCCAACGCCACAUCCAACAACCAGCAGGAGCUGCAGGCUAAGAUCCUCAGCCUGUUCAACAGUGGCGCUGGGGCAUCGGCCUCCGCUGCCAGCCCCGCCAUGGUCCCCCAGUCCUACGGCUCCACCAUGGGUAUCCAGUCCACAGGCCUCCCCAUGUCCUCAGCCUCUCCUGUCCCCAAAAUGGCCACCACACCUUCCCAAGUCCCCAACAUGAUGGGUGCCCGGCCCCCCAUGCGCCCGGGCCCGGUACCCCUCGGUAUCCACCAAGGCUAUGGGUCGCCCACAGGCCGUAUGGCUGCCCCUCAGGGGGGGCAGAGACCUCCUGUCUCAGGGGGAGCGGGCAUCAACUUCGACAACCCCAGCGUCCAGAAAGCCCUGGACACGCUCAUUCAAAGCGGACCCUCUCUCAACCACUUAGUAAAUGCUGGGAAUUCAGCAUCCCCCAGACCAAGUCAUGGCAUGGGCCAGGGCAUGGGCCAGGGCAUGGGUCAAGGAAUGGGCCAAGGAAUGGGCCAAGGAAUGGGCCAAGGCAUGGGUCAAGGCAUGGGCCAAGGCAUGGGUCAGCCUCCGCCCAUGGCAAUGUACCCUCGCCAUUACUGAUGAUUCCCCUCAUAAUGUGACCACACCCAACCCUCGAGUCUGCAAAGCAGCUUUUGUUAAAUUAAUUUACCACAGUUGAAAUGUGUAGAUGUAGACUGAUAUUUUCUGUUUUUUUGUUGGUUUUUUUUGCAUUUGUAAAUGCUUUUAGAGGACCCUUUUUUUACCCUAGGUAUUGUAAUGACAGACCUCGGUUAUUUGGUAAGACUAUUUGAAAGUCAGACAUUUUCGGUUGUAACCAGUCUCCAUUUUCUGGUUAGUGUGAUUUGUUGUAAAAAGUUAAUUGCAUGUCCGAAGAUAUUCAGGAUUGUGCUGAACUUGUUGUUCUCUGCUCAACCACAAUGUUUGAUGGCUAGAUCUGGUGUCGGUGUGGGCCAGUUCUACACAGCAAAACUUUUAUACAACUUCCUGUGUGAUUGUACUAGCAGUGCUCCUGAAAUAAACAAUUUUUGAAUGUGA
Molecule: messenger RNA, 2815 nt
Organism: Oncorhynchus gorbuscha (pink salmon)
Lineage: Eukaryota; Metazoa; Chordata; Actinopteri; Salmoniformes; Salmonidae
Gene: ncoa5
Product: nuclear receptor coactivator 5
Exons: 11
Coding region: 272-2359 (695 amino acids)
Biological process (GO): regulation of signal transduction
Cellular component (GO): nucleoplasm
Molecular function (GO): RNA binding
Source: RefSeq, a predicted model, not a curated record